CACCCUCAAAGGCUAAUUCGGGCCACUCGGAUCUGUAUUCGCGCCAAGGUGCGCGAACGUGCUGCUCGCCGUCUGGCCGCCCCUUGGAGAUUUGCGGCGCACAGUCUUCGCCACCAGCGGCGAGCACGGGCCGCUUAGGCUUGGAGUCGGGAGCGCCGUCUGGUCCCUGGUGCGGCGGUCUGUGCAGUCCAGUCCAUGCUGCGAUGGCCAGCAGAGCGGUGCCGGCGCUGGCGGUGGGCGCAGGGCGUGGCGCGCGAAACGCCCGGCGCGCCUGAGCUGCGUCUGCGCCGCGCCGCCGCUCGUCAAGGGGUCACGCUGCCUCUGCUUCUUGCUGGCUGCGCAGCACCCGAGCAGCGCUGCGUUUAUGCUCGAUAUCUCGCUCUAGCUGUGCUUGUGCCAUCGCGCGCUGCUCGCAGCCGCAAAGGGCCCGUGCGGUGGCGACGAGUCGGGGCAUGACGAUCUCGCCGGAGGCUCGUGCACGCCGAGACAGCGGAAGAUCGAGCAGCGGAUG
Molecule: messenger RNA, 511 nt
Organism: Tilletiopsis washingtonensis
Lineage: Eukaryota; Fungi; Basidiomycota; Exobasidiomycetes; Entylomatales
Exons: 1
Coding region: 196-456 (86 amino acids)
Source: RefSeq, a predicted model, not a curated record